GUGGAUUAACCUUCAGACCAGAGAGCGACACAUUUCUCUGAAUUUGUUCAGCAGCCAAAGAGAAGAGUGGAAAACUAGAACUCUGCUAAGAUCGGCUGACUCUUCAGACACUGAAGAGCCAAGAUGGAGGAGGAGGAUCUCACCUGCAUGAUCUGUUGCAACAUCUUCAGAGAUCCUGUUGUCCUGUCGUGCAGCCACAGCUUCUGUAAAGACUGUCUGCAGAGAUGGUGGAGAAAUAAACAUGAACGCGAGUGCCCAGUCUGUAAGACUGUUUCUUCAAGUGCAAAACCACCUGUCAGCCUGGUGCUGAAGAACCUGUGUGAGGCCUUUCUACUGGAGAAAGGAAAGAAACCUCACAAUGAAGAUCUCUGCACGCUGCACUCAGAGAAACUCAAACUCUUCUGCUUGGACCAUCAGCAGCUGGUGUGUCUCAUCUGCAGAGAUUCAGAAACCCACUCUAACCACACAUUCAGGCCCAUCAGUGAAGCUGUAGAACAACAGAAGCAGAAACUUCAGGAAACUCUGAACCCUUUAAAAGAGAGAUUGGUGGGUUUAAAAGAAGUUAAAGUGAAGUUUGAUCAGACAGCUGAGCACAUUAAAGUCCAGGCCUGGCACACAGAGAGGAGGAUAAAGAAGCAGUUUCAGAAGCUUCACAGGUUUCUGAAUGAGGAAGAGGAGACCAGGGUGGCUGCUCUGAGGGAGGAGGAGGAGCUGAGGAGUCAGAUGAUGCAGGAGAAGAUAGAAGCUCUGAGUAGAGAGAUUGAUGCUCUCUCAGACGCUGUCAGAGCUGCAGAGGGCGAGCUGGAAGCUGUAGACAUCUCUUUCCUGAAAAACUACAAAGCUGCAGUGCAAAGAGUCCAGCAGCGCCCCCUGCCAGAGGAUCCACCACUGCCUUCAGGAGCUCUGAUUGAUGAGAUCAAACACCUGGGCAACCUGAGCUUCAACAUCUGGAAGAAGAUGAAGGACAUUGUGUCAUUCAUUCCUGUGAUUUUGGAUCCAAACUCUGCGCAUCCAAACCUCGUCCUGUCCGAUGAUCUGACCAGCGUCACACUGGGGCAGGAGAGGCAGCUUCCUAUGAAUCCAGAGAGGUUUUAUCAUCUUGCCUCUGUUCUGGGCUCUGAAGGCUUUGACUCAGGGACUCACAGCUGGGAUGUCCAGGUUGGAAACAGUGAAGCCUGGACACUGGGCGUUAUAGCAGAGUCUUUCCAAAGGCAUGCAGAGAAUCCAAUUGGACACUGGAGAAUAGGGUAUGGUUUGGGCGUGUACGCUGCAAGGGCAUCACCCAAUCCAGGCAAGGUUCUUGUUGUCCGAAAUAAGGUUCAAAAACUCAGAGUAAAUCUGGACUGUGACAGAAGGACUCUGUCUUUCUACGAUCCUAAAGCUAAAACACAGAUAUUCACAUUCACACAACUUUCCACAGAGAGGUUGUUUCCAUUCCUGAACACCUCGGGUAAACUCAGCAUAUUACCGUCUAAAGUCUUAGUGAAAGUAAAACCGAGAGCCUAACAGAUGAGGACGACUGAACUUGAUAUAUUCUUUCUGAAUUAACUGUUUAAUUAUACCAUGGUCUUGGUAAAUACUCAAUUUUGAUUGGCUCUGGAAAUUCCAUUGGUGUCCAUUAACUUCUGAUUUAUGGACACUUUUCGAACUUCACAAGUAGUUCCGGUCAAAAAAUCAUUACACUGUUCCAAAUGAAUGCGCAGCAGCCGUUAGAGGAUUGUGGUAACCAUAACAACCUGAGGCAGUCUUUCUGAGCAGAGAGUACAGUCCUCCCAGCCUAGGAUCCUGGGGACCGGCAUCAACCAUCACUUAAAGGGGAUAUAUUAUGCAAA
This is a messenger RNA of Cheilinus undulatus (humphead wrasse), 1832 nucleotides long. Its product is annotated as zinc-binding protein A33-like. Gene Ontology annotation, molecular function: zinc ion binding; protein binding. NCBI's taxonomy places the organism in Eukaryota, Metazoa, Chordata, Actinopteri, Labriformes, Labridae. The transcript is spliced from 2 exons. The record is from RefSeq and is a predicted model, not a curated record. Bases 124 to 1506 code for a protein of 460 amino acids.